CGGAAGAAGAUUUUUGUUUUCAUCUUUUCCCAUAAUGCUUAGCAAUAAAAAAAUAUAUUAAGAAAGCUAGUGUGUAUUUUCAAAGUAUUGGACAACAGUCUACCUUAAAUUACAUGUACAGUCAUUGGCAAAACAUAACUAAAAGUGUCUACUUUCCUUCACAUGUUGUAUCACAACAAUUUGAGAUAAACAAAAUGUACCGAAGAAUGUUAAGGCUAUGUGAACCCAGUGGCCUGUGUGGACCAUGUCUCUGAUCCUGUUUGCACUGGUGGUGCGGGUCAGGGAUGGUCUGCCUCUCUCAGCCUCCACUGACUUCCAACACAACCCAGAGCUGCAGGAGAGGAAGCAGCAGCUACGGACCAUCUCCAAGGCCCUUAGCCUGUUCCCCGACAGAGGGGCGGUCAAGGGCCAUGACCUCAAUAUAUAUUUCCUCUCCAGUGAGGGUGUAUCCUACAUGAGCGUCUGUGACGCCAGCCUCCCUGCAGCCAUGGCUUUCUGUUUUCUAGAGGACCUGCGCUGGGAGUUCACAGCUCAUAUGGACAACGCCAAGGUUGCCCUGGCAGCCAGGCCAUACCCCUUUCUGGAGUUCGACAACAGCCUAGCCUGGCUGCAGCAGCAGUAUAACCAGAGGGGUGGUCCAGCGCUGGAGGUCACUCUGACCGAGGUACAGGAGGAUCUGAAAACACGCCCUUUGCAGAUCCUCACCCUGGAGGAGGUGGAGCUUACCAACGGGUCAGCCAAUGGCCACGCGGAACAACUUUCUGAAUCCGGUCAGAACCAGAGGUUGCAGCCAGUGACCGCCCCAGGAAUCCUCUCACUGGUCCUCAACAUCAUGUGUUCUUCUCUGAACCUCAUCAGGGGAGUUCACCUCAUAGAGAAUACCUUCCAGGAUGAUUAUGAAGGAAUCUGGAAUGUGCUGGCCUUCCUGUUGGCGUUCCUGUGCUGUGUUGGUCAGUGUCACCUGUACCUGUUCCACUCUUCUCUGAAGAGUGUCAAGUCCCUGGUACUGCUGAGUGUGGUCGUGGUCUGUAACUGCUUCCUGUUUGGUCUGAGGAAUGUCUGGCAGCUGCUGUUCCACCUGGCGGUGGCCGUCCUCGUCACCCUCCUCACCCUCAACAGGAAACUACACGACAGAACCAAUGACUGCGGGGUCUGAGGGAGAGGGGGGGGGGGCCAUUUAGUGCGUAGCACCACCACAGUAGGCUACGUACAGGCCGGUAGGGCAGGAAGAGGAUCCAUCCCAGACAGAACCAAUGACUGCGGGGUCUGAGGGAGGGGGGGGGACCAUUUAGUGCGUAGCACCACCACAGUAGGCUACGUACAGGCCGGUAGGGCAGGAAGAGGAUCCAUCCCAGACAGAACCAAUGACUGCGGGGUCUGAGGGAGGGGGGACCAUUUAGUGCGUAGCACCACCACAGUAGGCUACGUACAGGCCGGUAGGGCAGGAAGAGGAUCCAUCCCAGACAGAACCAAUGACUGCGGGGUCUGAGGGAGGGGGGGGACCAUUUAGUGCGUAGCACCACCACAGUAGGCUACGUACAGGCCGGUAGGGCAGGAAGAGGAUCCAUCCCAGACAGACGUCUCCUAUCAUGUCCAGUGGGAUAAAACAUUGUUUUGUUUGUAUAAGGAUAAUUUGUUGCUUUAUUUCCAUGUUUAUUUGCACUGCGUUUACGUAGCGUCCCAGGCAGGUUUGAGGAGCGGUGGAGGACCUGACCACAGGGGAGAGAUGGUCCUCAAAUCGUCUUUUAGAAAUUAAUUCCAGAUGAAGACAAUUCGUUUUGAGCAAAUUACUUGAAUGAUAUGAAUUUGUAAUACAGACUGGCUAUUAAAGGGCAUCCGAUGUUAGACUACAGCCAGUCAGGCGGUAGGUCUACGUUUGACGAUGGUUAAUUGAGAUUAGAUCGUCGGUGACGUGAAAAACACUCGCUGUCCAAUCCAGACCACUGCCGUACCUCAGUAAGUGAUAAUCAACAAUCAGUCUGAUUUCUCCAGGGUCUAAAUGCAGCUAGCCUCACUAGAAUAGGAAAUGUACUAUGCUUUCAAUUCAAUUAGCUUUUUUGCUUUAUUUUAAUUUUUUAUUUUUUUUUGCAUCUGUUGAAUUGACGAAUCAAAAUGUCUCACCAAAGUAUUUUCUGUUGUUUAUGCAGAAAGCUUCCCUCUAGUUUUAUAACCACAACACCAGGUGAUAUUCCUCUUCAUGGUCGUCAGUAUUGAGGAGUUAAUAUAUCUUUUUUUAGAUCAUGGUUUUAUAGUUUACAGGGCUAAGUAAGGUAUUGUAUUAUUAGCAAUAUAACAUAUCUAAUUUGUUGUUCAAGAAGGCUGUCGGUAAUACUACUGUUGGUGAUACUAUGUUGUUUGGUAACAAUGUGGUUGUAGUUUCAUAUGGAAAUCACAAGUUAAAAUUAAUACAGAAACUUUUAUAUUGUGUAGUUAAAAUAGAUUUUGUAACACUGUAAUAAUGUAGUGACAGUGUAUGUUGCAUUUCGUUAUCCUAAAACGAUCGAUCGAUCGAUUGAUGCUUUUGGGGCUCCCGAGUGGCUCAGCAGUCUAAGGCACUGCAUCUCAGUGCAAGAGGCGUCACUACAGACCCUGGUUUGAAUCCAGGCUGUAUCACAACCGGCCGUGAUUGGGAGUCCCAUAGGGCGGCGCACAAUUGGCCCAGCGUCAUCCGGGUUUUGGCCGGGGUAGGCUGUCAUUGUAAAUAAGAAUUUGUUCUUAACUGACUUGCCUGGUUAAAUUAUAAAUAUAUAUAGAUGUGAUUUGGACACAUCUGUGAUAUUUCUCUAAGGGCCCUUUUCAUAUUUAAUAAUAAUAAUAAUUAAUUUCAGCAGAAUUUGAGCUGAAAAGACAUGAUUGGAAGAAACUAUUUAACCGCUUUUUCUAUGAUUGAGAGACAGUUUGAAUACAAAUUGUCAAAUUGAAGAUUCAUACCCGUUCUACUGAAAUUCACACAGAGCUCACAAAUGUUGGUGAUUAGAUGUGUAGAUAUUUGUGUUCCUCAAGCACCUGAGCACUGGUAAUGGAAUGUACAAUAGUUUUAGAUGCAAGACCAGUGAGUUUGCACUACGUUUGGCUUGUUUAGUGUUAACUACUGAACUGAUCUUGUUCAGGGAACAAUGUGGGGGUUGCAGGAAGACCCCCCCCAGGUUAAGCUGCUGUAACUGACAGACCAAUAUGUUGAAUUUAUUUAGUUUUUAAUUGUAAUUUUUGUUCUGUGUAUUGAUGGCUGCUUUAAUGUCAAGAAGUCAUUUACAGUUUCCUUAAAUUGUUAAUUGAAGUGGGGGAGAGAGGGCGUGUUAACGUUUCAGUCUACCAAGGGGUAACAUUCAGGACCUCCUUUUCAAAAUGUUGGGUGUGUCUUUUUUAUAAUGGAAAUUGACUAGAGAUGCCUGUAUUAACACAUGGUUUACCUAUUGUGUGGUUUGUAAUUUCUAAAGUAAAAUAAACCGCUGUCUGAAAGGUGCAGUAAUCCGAAUCAAA
Salmo salar (Atlantic salmon) is the source of this 3480-nucleotide messenger RNA. RefSeq names its product SEC22 homolog C, vesicle trafficking protein (gene sec22c). Gene Ontology annotation, biological process: endoplasmic reticulum to Golgi vesicle-mediated transport. The record is from RefSeq and is a predicted model, not a curated record. NCBI's taxonomy places the organism in Eukaryota, Metazoa, Chordata, Actinopteri, Salmoniformes, Salmonidae.